Colletotrichum paranaense is the source of this 2004-nucleotide messenger RNA. RefSeq lists its product as uncharacterized. Bases 1 to 2004 code for a protein of 667 amino acids. The transcript has 2 exons. Gene Ontology annotation, cellular component: membrane. Lineage: Eukaryota; Fungi; Ascomycota; Sordariomycetes; Glomerellales; Glomerellaceae. The record is from RefSeq and is a predicted model, not a curated record.
AUGACAGAUCGGGGAGAGGGCUACAAUGCCCGCCUAGGCGUCAAUACUAACGAAAUCCCCACGGCACAACACUUGCCCGUGGCCUCGGGCGCCGAGCAGGAUCGGUACGGCGGCUGGUUCGGUGGCAAAGCCGAUAAAGCUACCGAAAAGAUUGAACAUGCCGCCGACAGACUCAAGGAGAACCUCCCCCGCGGCGCCGGCGCCGAACAAGAGCGCUAUGGGGGUUGGUUCGGUGGGAAAGCUGACAAAGCCACCGAGAAGCUCGAGCACGCUGCGGACAGGAUCAAAGAGAACCUGCCCCGAGGCGUUGGUGCCGAGCAAGACCGCUACGGAGGCUGGUUCGGCGGAAAUAAGGGAGACCAGGCUGCCGAGAAGCUGAGACAGAACCUCCCGCGGGGUUCUGGGGCCGAGCAAGAUCGCUACGAGGGCUGGUUUGGCGGCCACGAGCUUCCUUCUGUCGACAAGCUCGGCGAGAAGCUGCCACGUGUGUCUGGCGCCGAGCAAGAUCGGUAUGAUCGCUGGUUCGGUGGUAACAAGGGACAGCCCGCCGGCACUUGGGUCAAGGAACACUUGCCCAGUGCCUCGGGCGCCGAGCAGGACCGGUACGCUGCGCACUGGGAGGGCGUUGUCGAUCAGGUCACGGACAAGAUCAAGGAGAAGCUGCCUUCUGCCUCCCAGAUCAAUGAGAAGCUGCCCAAGGGAACUGGCGCAGAACAGGAUCAGUUUGGAAGUUGGUUCGGAGGCGACAAGUUGCCGUCUGCCUCGGACAUCAAGGACAAGAUCCCAAAGACGUCCGGUGCUGAGCAGGACCGCUUCGGCGGCUGGUUCGGCAGCGACAAGCUGCCCUCCGGAUCAAAGCUCAACGAACACCUCCCCCACGCCUCGGGAGCUGAGCAAGACCGCUUCGGAGCCCACUUUGGCGGCAAGGCAGGUCCAGCUGCAGAAGGGAUCUCAAGAAGACUGCCGAGAGUCUCCGGUGCCGAGCAGGAUCGUUACGGCUCGCACUUCAGCCUCCACCCCAGCAACCCCGUCAAUGCGGCUACAACAUCAACCCUCGGCCUCGUACAAAACGCCUUACUCCCAUCCUUUGGCCUCCACGCCGGCUUGAGCACCGUAGUCUACGCCGUCGCGCGGUACACCGACCGCGCAGACACGAAAGACUGGCUGUGGCCCUCUGGUCAAGUCGCCAACGCCUGGUGGACCGCCAUCGGCGCCCGCGUAGUUCACGAUGGUCUGUCCGUCCCCUCGGCAUGGAACUCUCUCGGAUACACCCAGAAGCUGCUCCUCACUGGUGUUAGCGCCUGGGGUGCCCGUCUGUUCUACCGCAUCGCCACCCGCAGCGUGAAGCGUGGCAAGGACGACGACCGCUACGUCGCGUUGAAGAAGAAGGACCCCAAGUUCUGGGACAAGGCCUUCUUCAGCAUGUUCUUGCCAGAGGCUGCGCUGCAGACACUCAUUGCUUUGCCGUUUACGUUGCCUUUCAGUGCGCCGUUGACCAGCGCGCGGUCAUCUGCUUUCACGGAGUUCCCCGAGACGUUCCAUAGCUUGGCUGUCUUCCUAUUCACCGCUGGUCUUGCCCUCGAGACCAUUGCGGAUAGCCAGCUUGAGGAACACUCUAGCAAGAGCAAGGAGAUCAACCGCGAGGGCGUCUGGAGCAUUGUCCGCCACCCGAACUACCUUGGCGACGCCCUCGUCCACCUGUCCUUCCCUGUCCUCCUCUACAGCGCCGGUAUGAUGCACCCCCUCGCCGCCCUCGGCCCCAUCGUCAACUAUAUUGUCCUCCGCUACCUCGGCGGCGAUAAGGUCACUGAGGCCAGCCAGGAGGAGCGCUACGCCAAGGAGAACCCGCUCAAGUUCCAGCAGCUCCAGGAGUACAAGCGCGACAAGAACAGCUUCUGGCCCAGUCUUGGGGAGUACGAUAACCAGUGGGUGUGGAUUGUUGCUGCUACUGGCGCGGUUGGUGUCGCUGUUGAGCGAGGCCUUCUUGCUUACUUUAGGGGUUAA